Messenger RNA from Lecanosticta acicola, 857 nucleotides. The record is from the annotation of a GenBank genome assembly. NCBI's taxonomy places the organism in Eukaryota, Fungi, Ascomycota, Dothideomycetes, Mycosphaerellales, Mycosphaerellaceae.
AUGCCAGACAAAGACUCCUCAACCCCCCGAGUCUUCCUCAUCCGGUAUUCUCCCCCUUCCCGUCCCUUACCACAAUCUCUCUCUCUCUCUCUCUGACACUCCCCCCAACAAAAGCCACGGCGAAACCCUCUGGUCCCAAUCCGGGCAAUUCACCUCCAAAACAGACAUCCCCCUAACCCCCCACGGAGAAGCUCAAGUCCUCUCCUCCGGAAAGACAAUCUACGGCCACUCCAAGCUCAUCGACCCGGCAAAACUGGCAAAAAUCUACAUCUCCCCGCGAGAUCGCGCCAGGAAAACGUAUGAACUCCUGACCGGCCAGACCUCCGGCUACGAGGUCACGGAAGACCUCGCGGAAUGGGACUAUGGUGAGUAUGAAGGGUUGAAGACGAAUGAGAUUCGGGAGAAGCGGAAGGAGGCGGGAUUGGAUCGCGAGGUUCCGUGGGAUAUUUGGAGGGAUGGCUGUGAGGCUCAUGGGGGAGAGUAUGUCGUUUACCCUUCAUUUUUGCUCCCCCCCCCCCCGCAAACGGUCUCCAGUCAGUGCUAACAAUUUCUUCUUUCUUUUCCUUCUUUCUAGAUCUCCUGCUCAAGUCACAGCCCGCAUCGACUCUCUCAUAUCCGAGAUUCGUGCCCUACAAGCUCCCCAUAUGAAAGACGACCAGCCUAAAGACGUGCUCCUCGUGGCUCAUGGGCAUCUGACACGAGCUUUCGCCAAGCGAUGGUUGGGCUACGACAUGUCUUUCCCGCUCAGCCUCAUGAUGGAACCUGGUGGAGUAGGUGUCUUGAGUUAUCAACAUCACGCCAUUGACGAACCAGCACUGCUUUUGGGCAUCGGGUUCCCAUUGCAGGCAAAAGACUGA